Messenger RNA from Talpa occidentalis (Iberian mole), 2892 nucleotides. It is a transcript of the gene ZBTB44, whose product is annotated as zinc finger and BTB domain containing 44. The transcript is spliced from 6 exons. Bases 273 to 2123 code for a protein of 616 amino acids. Gene Ontology annotation, molecular function: protein binding. Lineage: Eukaryota; Metazoa; Chordata; Mammalia; Eulipotyphla; Talpidae. The record is from RefSeq and is a predicted model, not a curated record.
GCCGCCAUGCCCCAGCCGCAGGCUGCCCACGGGCCUGGGCGCGGCGGCCCGAGAUAGGGUCCCCUCAGCCUCCCGGGGGAGGAGAGAGGCGGCGGGCCGCGCGCUCCGCCCCCUCCCCCCGGGCUGUCGCGCCGCCGCCGCCACCUCGCCGCCUCAGCCUGGCGGGGCGGAGGAGGAGGAGCAGCAGGCCUCCGGGCCCCCCGCCGCCGCCCGCAGGACAUUUCUGAUUCAUUUGCAUCCUUGAAAAGCAUCUGCAGAAGAGGAAGGAAAAGAUGGGUGUGAAAACAUUUACUCAUAGCUCCUCUUCCCACAGCCAGGAAAUGCUUGGAAAGCUAAAUAUGCUGCGAAAUGAUGGACACUUCUGUGAUAUCACUAUUCGUGUCCAGGACAAAAUCUUUCGGGCACACAAGGUGGUACUAGCAGCUUGCAGUGAUUUCUUUCGCACCAAACUUGUAGGCCAACCAGAAGAUGAGAACAAGAAUGUGUUGGAUUUGCAUCAUGUUACAGUGACUGGCUUUAUACCCCUUUUAGAAUAUGCUUACACCGCCACUCUGUCAAUUAACACAGAAAAUAUCAUUGAUGUUCUAGCUGCCGCCAGUUAUAUGCAAAUGUUUAGUGUUGCUAGUACCUGCUCAGAGUUCAUGAAAUCAAGCAUUUUAUGGAAUACACCCAACAGCCAACCAGAAAAGGGCCUAGACGCUGGACAAGAAAAUAAUUCUAACUGCAAUUUUACAUCUCGUGAUGGAAGCAUUUCUCCAGUAUCUUCAGAGUGCAGUGUGGUAGAAAGAACCAUUCCUGUCUGCCGAGAAUCCAGGAGAAAACGCAAAAGCUAUAUUGUUAUGUCUCCUGAAAGUCCUGUUAAGUGUAGCACUCAAACAAGUUCUCCCCAGGUAUUGAAUUCUUCAGCUUCUUAUUCAGAAAAUAGAAAUCAACCUGUUGACUCUUCCUUAGCUUUUCCCUGGACUUUUCCUUUUGGAAUUGAUCGAAGAAUACAGCCUGAUAAGGUUAAGCAGGCAGAAAAUACUCGGACAUUAGAAUUACCUGGCCCAUCUGAGACAGGUAGAAGAAUGACUGAUUAUGUGACUUGUGAGAGCUCAAAAACUUCCCUGCCUCUGGGUACUGAAGAAGAUGUCCGAGUUAAAGUAGAAAGGUUAAGUGAUGAGGAGGUCCAUGAGGAGGUAUCCCAACCUGUCAGUGCAUCUCAGAGUUCGCUGAGUGAUCAGCAGACAGUGCCAGGAAGUGAACAAGUCCAAGAGGACCUUCUGAUUAGUCCACAGUCUUCCUCUAUAGGCUCAGUAGAUGAAGGUGUCACCGAAGGGUUGCCUACACUUCAGAGCACCUCUGCAACGAAUGCUCAUGCUGAUGAUGAUGAUCGAUUGGAAAAUGUUCAGUAUCCCUACCAACUCUACAUUGCUCCUUCUACCAGCAGUACAGAACGACCAAGUCCAAAUGGUCCCGAUAGACCUUUUCAGUGUCCAACUUGUGGGGUGCGAUUCACCCGUAUUCAGAACCUAAAACAGCACAUGCUCAUCCACUCAGGAAUUAAACCAUUUCAGUGUGACCGCUGUGGGAAAAAGUUCACCAGGGCAUACUCGCUAAAGAUGCAUCGCCUAAAGCAUGAAGGUAAACGCUGUUUCCGGUGCCAGAUAUGUAGUGCCACUUUCACUUCCUUCGGGGAAUAUAAACACCACAUGAGGGUUUCCCGGCACAUUAUCCGCAAGCCUCGGAUUUACGAGUGCAAAACAUGUGGCGCCAUGUUCACCAACUCUGGAAAUUUAAUCGUGCACCUGAGGAGUCUGAACCAUGAAGCGUCAGAGCUAGCAAACUACUUCCAGAGCAGUGAUUUCCUAGUACCGGACUACUUAAACCAGGAGCAAGAAGAAUCCCUUGUUCAGUAUGAUCUUGGAGAACACAGUUUCGAAAGCAACUCCUCUGUUCAAAUGCCUGUAAUUUCACAGGUCUCCUCGACCCAAAAUUGUGAAAGCACUUUUCCUUUGGGGUCUCUUGGUGGGCUGGCAGAAAAAGAGGAAGAAAUGCCAGAGCAGCCAAAGACCAGUGCUUGUGCAGAGGCAACCAGAGAUGACCCCCCAAAAUCAGAGUUGUCUUCUAUAACUAUUGAGUAAUUUCAUGGUUGGGCUUCAUAUUUGGUUUUUGGAAAGUGCCUGUGCUUGGUCUUGUACAUUAAGUUUAAUUUAUAAUUUUUUAAACAAAAAAGGGUUUGGGAAAACUUUCCCUUUUUACUUUGUAAGCCCUGCAUCUGAAAUUGUAUUUUUCGUGACUGAGAGGUUGGUUCUAUAAGUGCACAAUAACAUGAUGUUGAAACAAUAGAAAUUAUGAGAUUUAAGGAGACUUAAAAUAUUUAUCAGUUUCUCCUUCCAUUGUUAAAAGUAUGCUAACAAUAGAUCAUUAGACAAAGAAAAAAUCAGAUAAUUAUUGACCUUCCUGAGAUGAAACGAUAUACCAGAAACAAAUUACUAAACAGAAUGAGACAAAUAACUUGGAUAGAUAUUUGCUUCUAUACACAGGACAUUGUACAAUAUUUUAUAAAGUCUAUUGUUUUGGACAGUAUUUAUGGUAAGCUUUCUUAAAAAUUAUUAGGACAAAUACUUCUGGAAUUCAGUGUACUCCUUUUUUUUUUUUUUUUAAGCUUUUUCAUUUCUGUUAUGAUUUUUUCGUGGUGAAAAUUUGGUAUUGAGAUAGGCAUUUCCUGUACCUUUAUAGUACUAUUUCUCCGAAUAAUCUCUCUUCCAUGAAAGAAGGCAAAGAACCAUGAUAGAGAAUAGUCAAACUGUGCAUGAAAUGACCAGAAAUGGAGAAUGAAGUAUGUAAAUCCCGCUUCAUGAGAAUUCUUUAAUGCUGCUUUUCUGACUAAAAUUAUUGUUUACCUGAUCU